Messenger RNA from Purpureocillium lilacinum, 2064 nucleotides. The record is from RefSeq and is a predicted model, not a curated record. Lineage: Eukaryota; Fungi; Ascomycota; Sordariomycetes; Hypocreales; Ophiocordycipitaceae.
AUGCCCGGACGCAUCCCGUCCAUCCACCAAUCGAGCCCGGCGGUCUGGCAUGUGACAUCACCGCCCGUCGAUGUCAUCGCUCUUGCAGAUCCGUUGCUGAACCUCGCCGUCCGCCUCCUCGGCCGUCGCCAACAUCUCGUCGCCCAUCACCUCUCCAAUUCCUCGCCCCGGGCAUGGCGUCGACGCUGUCCGUUCCCCGUCGUUACAUCUGAGCGCGCGCCCCGCGACACAAUGCCGGUCCCCUUUCUCGGGAGGCUGCACGCGUGCGUCGCGACCCCCUACGAGUACCUCGCGCUCGUGGGCUCCUUUGUCCUCGUCGGCCUCGAGGCCAUCAUCCGUGUCCUGACGCUGGCACUGCGUGCGUCUCCUUUCCUCGUCGAGCUCUUCUACCGCGCCUCGCGGCGCCUCUUCAACCGAUACUCGACCCCCGAGCAGAAAAAGGCCGAGAACAGAAAGAAGUGUAGGUCCACCAUAUCCACCUCGAUCCGUGACGCGACCGACUUUGUCGAGCUCUGCCGCAUCUGGGGCUACGAGGCCGAGGAACACAUCGUGCAGACCAAGGAUGGCUUCCUGCUCGGCAUCCACCGCCUGCAGUGGCGCAAGGGCGAGGAGGGCGCAAAGGUCAACUGCGGGCCGCGGAGCGUCAAGAAGCGCAUCGCCUACCUGCACCACGGCCUGCUGAUGAACUCGGAGGUCUGGGUGUGCCUGACGGACGAGCAGCGAUGCCUGCCCUUUGAGCUGCUCGAGCGCGGAUUCGACGUCUGGGUGCGUUUUGGCAACAAUCGCGGCAACAAGUACUCCAAAAAGUCGAUCCACUGCAGCCCGACCUCGGUCCAGUUCUGGGACUUUUCCAUGGACGAGUUCGCCUUCCACGACAUCCCCGACACCAUCGCCUACAUCCUCGACACGACGGGUCAGGAGAGCCUGUCGUACAUUGGCUUCUCGCAGGGCACGGCGCAGGCCUUUGCCACGCUGGCCAUCCACCCCAAGCUCAACAACCAGGUCAAUGUCUUCAUCGGCCUCGCCCCUGCCAUGGCGCCGGCCGGGCUCUCCAACGGCAUCGUCGACUCGCUCGUCAAGGCGUCCCCGUCAGUGUUGUACCUCAUGUUUGGUCGCCGCUCCAUCCUCAGCUCGGCGACCAUGUGGGAGACGCUCAUGUACCCGCCCAUCUUUAGCUGGCUCAUCGACAUGGGGCUAGCGUUCCUGUUCAAGUGGCGGACCGUCAAUAUUUCGGCCAGCCAGAAGCUGGCGGCGUACCCGCACCUGUACUCAUUCACGAGCACCAAGAGCGUGGUGCACUGGUUCCAGAUCAUUCGCAACAAGUGUUUCCAGAUGUACGACGACGACGUCCACCAGCCCAUGAGCGUCACCACGUCGAGCAAGUACUCCAAGGUCGCCAAGUACCCGACGCGGAACAUAAGAACGCCCGUCGUCUUGGUCUAUGGCGGCAGCGACUCUCUGGUCGACAUCAAGGCCAUGCUGCGAGAGCUGCCGCCGCAGACGGUCGCGACGGAGAUUCCCCACUACGAGCACCUCGACUUUCUGUGGGCGCGCGACGUGGACUCGCAGGUGUUCCAGCACGUCUUCGACGCCCUCGACAGCUUCACCGACGCCGAGCACACGGCCGAGGAGUACAACAGGUACUAUCUGGUGCGCAGCGAGAGCCUCAUCGGGUCGGGCUAUUCGGGCGUGAACCACCGCGGUAGCGAGAGCGAGGCGUCGACGAUUGCCGGCGACGGGCAGGCGCCUCACGAGAUUCACCAGCACCUCGCAACGGAGCCCCGCCGAGGCGACGGACCGUCAAUACCGGAGUCGGUGCAGAAGCCCGUCGAGGUGGACGGCGUACAGCCCCGCGACGCGGACGCGCAAUCGGGGGAGAAACUCAAGGGCGUGGGCGUGCGUCGGGGAGCCGCCGCCGCCCCGCGGAAUCCGGCUCUGGACAGCAUCAACGAGGCCAGAGGCGUGCAAAGGGAAAGAGACGCUGUGAAGAACGGCGACGCGACGUACGCGGCGGUGGCGACUGAAGGGCCGACCGCGAAGGAGGAGACGAAGAAGCAACAAUGA